This is a messenger RNA of Poecile atricapillus (Black-capped chickadee), 375 nucleotides long. RefSeq names its product stomatin-like protein 2, mitochondrial. The transcript is spliced from 4 exons. The record is from RefSeq and is a predicted model, not a curated record. The coding region runs from base 1 to 375 and encodes 124 amino acids. Lineage: Eukaryota; Metazoa; Chordata; Aves; Passeriformes; Paridae.
AUGCACCUAUUUUUUGCUCUCUGCUGUUUCUUUUGUGGGCCUUGGGAACGGGAAUCCCUCAAUGCCAAGAUUGUGGCUGCCAUCAGUCAGGCCUCAGACUGCUGGGGCAGCUGGUGCCUGCACUAUGAGAUCAAGGACAUCCAUGUGCUCCCACGUGUGAGGGAAUCCAUGCAGAUGCAGGUGGAAGCAGAGAGAUGGAAAAGACGAGAAAUGGCUAUCAACAUGGCUGAGGGCCAGAAGCAGGCCCAGAUCCUAGUGUCAGAAGAUGAGAAGGCCAAGCAAAUCAACAAAGCUGCUGGAGAAGCCAGUGCUAUGCUGGUCAAGGCCAGGGCCAAGGCAGAUACUAUUCAGCUCCUGAUGGCUGCUCUAGCAUAG